CCAAUACUUUUCUUCUUAAUUCCACAAUGUCUGCGUUUGGAAAAUUGGUUGUGAUAAUGGUUAUGGCUAUGUUAGCCAUUAGCUUAGAUAAAGCUUAUGCUGGAGAUCCAGACAUGCUUCAAGAUGUUUGUGUUGCUGAUCUUAAUUCCAGUUUAACCGUAAAUGGAUAUCUCUGCAAGAAGAACUUUUCAGAAAUAGACUUUUCAUCAAUGGCAAUAGCAAAGGCAGGAUCAACCAACACCACAUUUGGUUCCUUAGUCACAGGUGCAAAUGUCAUGAAAGUCCCUGGCCUCAACACACUUGGUGUGUCCAUGGCUCGUAUCGACUAUGCCCCUGGUGGAAUUAACCCACCUCACACUCAUCCUCGUGCCACUGAAAUGAUCUUUGUCUUGUUGGGUGAAUUAGACGUUGGUUUUAUUACAACAUCUAAUGUUUUGGUCUCAAAGCAUAUAGUUAAAGGUGAAGUGUUUGCUUUCCCUAGAGGACUUGUACAUUUCCAGCAGAACAAUGGUGAUGUUCCAGCAGCCGUCGUCGCGGGCUUCAACAGCCAGUUGCCGGGGACACAAUCGAUUGCUACAACGUUGUUUGCUUCCUCACCAACUGUUCCUGAUUCUGUCUUGACUAAAACAUUCCAAAUUGGUACUAAGGAAGUUGAGAAAAUUAAGUCAAGGUUGGCACCUAAGAAAUAGACUUUUCGUAAAUUAAUAACUCUUGUGACUAUUAUUUUCUUUGGUGAGCUCGUUAAUUGAUAGGGAUUUGUGGGUUCAUAUAUACGAUGGGGAAUGGAUUUUUUUUUGUUGUCCUUUUGAAAUUUAUGUCCAAUAAUGUUGUAACGGCCUCUUGUUUCUCUGCUGGUCAGGAAUAAAGGUAAUCGAUCUCUUUAUGUA
Capsicum annuum is the source of this 887-nucleotide messenger RNA. RefSeq names its product nectarin-1-like. NCBI's taxonomy places the organism in Eukaryota, Viridiplantae, Streptophyta, Magnoliopsida, Solanales, Solanaceae. Gene Ontology annotation, biological process: regulation of root development; plasmodesmata-mediated intercellular transport. The record is from RefSeq and is marked provisional. Gene Ontology annotation, molecular function: manganese ion binding. Gene Ontology annotation, cellular component: plasmodesma; cell wall.